Molecule: messenger RNA, 8296 nt
Organism: Hypanus sabinus (Atlantic stingray)
Lineage: Eukaryota; Metazoa; Chordata; Chondrichthyes; Myliobatiformes; Dasyatidae
Gene: micall2a
Product: mical-like 2a
Exons: 15
Coding region: 210-2999 (929 amino acids)
Molecular function (GO): protein binding
Source: RefSeq, a predicted model, not a curated record
UCUGCCGCUGACACCUUCUCCGAGCGUUUGUUCCGGUACAGCCGGCUCGGCGUUGUCUUUUCCCUGCCAGUCUCCGUCUCCAAGUUCCUCCUUGCCUCCCUCAUUCUCGCCUGUCUCCUCCCACUUUCUCUUACUCACUCGCGUUCCCUCUCACUCCGGCAGCUCCCGGAUUUGCCGGUCAUUUGAUCUCGGUGCUCCCUCGUUUCCACAUGGCUGCGAUUAAAGCCUUGCAGCAGUGGUGUAAGAAACAGUGCGAGGGAUAUCGCGAUGUGGAGAUCACUAACAUGACGACCUCUUGGCGGGAUGGGCUGGCUUUCUGUGCCAUCCUACACCACUUCAGACCCGAGCUUAUAAACUUUGAUUCGCUUAAGAAAGAAAAUGUUUAUGAAAACAAUAAGUUGGCUUUCCGCGUGGCGGAGGAGGAGCUGGGCAUCCCGGCACUGUUGGAUGCAGAAGAUAUGGUGGCGCUGAGAGUCCCCGACAGGCUGAGCAUCCUGACCUACGUCUCGCAGUACUAUAAUUUCUUCACAGGCCGGUCACCCAUUGGUGGUAUGGCUCACAUUAAAAGACCUGCAACUGACUCGAGUGAGGAGCCAGCGCAGAAGAGGCUGACUCCUGAGAGUAAGCCAAAACACCCUAAGAAUACACGGACUGACAACCAUGAGCCAGUGCCUCAUGCUGCGGCAACAUGCCGGGUCGCCACGCCGAACAAGGUUCCAGCUCGUGAUGCAGGAGACAGAUCAAGCAAGUCAGGGACCCUAACCAGUAGCUGUGGCAUCUGCAAAAAAAAUGUUCUCUUGGUUCAACGGUACUUGGUCGAUGGAAAACUUUAUCACAGAAACUGCUUCAGAUGCACGCAGUGUGCCACCAUGCUCAUGGCUGGAGCCUACAAGGCGGGGCCUACGCCGGGGACUUUCAUCUGCAUCACCCACUCAGCCAACGACCGUGAGAAGAGCAGUCCCCAAUACACCAUCCCCUCUAAGCAGCUGGACAGCAGAACCCAUGAGCCAGCCCCAGCCAUCCACGGCCCUGUGUUCAGCCAUGUGAGCACAUCUGCGGCAGUGACACCCAACAGCAAGCAGCCUGAGCACCCUCUGGCAACUUUCAGGCCAGGGGGCGGUUUGGCUGAAGGGACCCAAGCUGCAAAGCAGCGCUUCCUGAGCUCGGUGACGCCUGAGAGGGGAACCACAGUCAGCCCUCACCAGUCUCAGGACGCUGGACGGAGGUGGCAGGGUUCAACAGAAAUCACGGGCCAGAAACCGCGGUCACCUGCAAAGCAGGAGCAAGCCAGUGCAGUAGCGAAGAGUCCCACUCCAGCCAUCAAAACAAGCACUGAGGCAGACAAGGAGAAAGCUCGUGCUGUUUUCCAAAGGAUUUUGCCUUUCGACAAAAACAACAAUUGUAGUCAAGACUCCACCUCGACCCCACUGUUCAGUGCAGAGAGAUCUCCAGACAAGCCACACACCAGCUAUCACACCACCAAGUCCAUAACGCUGAGUGCAGACAGCUCGCAAAGUGGCAAGGAAGCAGCCAGGAUCUCGGACCGACUGAAGGAUCAGGACUCGGGGCGAGGUGGGCAGGCCAGGGACACCAAAUGGAGGCCAGUCUCGAGCUGUGAGCCUGCAGUCAGCAGAGGAAGUGCCAGUUCUGCGGUGGUCCACCCGGCAGCAACAAACCUAACACCAUGGUCUUCAUUGAACAGAACCUCCAACAUGAAUGAAGCAACCAGUCGUACACCAGUCCCAGCCCAGAAGGCAAACAAUAAAGGGAACUACUCCUAUAGUCCACAGAUCAUUACCGGGGCUCAGGAUGAGGAAUCUCCAUCUGACUGGAGGCUGAAACUGAAGCCUGUCCAGAAGCAUCACAGCCUUGGACCCUCAGAUGUCAAGCAAAUUCACAGUUCACCUGUAAACCGGAAUAUAAAGAAGCCAGCAGAAUUUGGCAAUGUACCGAGCACUGCCAGCACACAGAAAACAACACCAAGUGUGAGUGCAACUCGGGGGAACACUAGCACUCCUGCUGGACACACUGUAGAGGUGACCUUCUCUCUCCAAGAUCCAAGUAAUGUCUCAAUUUCCACAUCACCUGCCUCUCCCAACAAGCAGUCAAGUGCAGAGACUGUGCCCUCUCAGUCAACAUAUCAGAAGAAAGUACUCAAACCAGACCCACAGCUAUUGUUGAGGAUCGGGGAUGCCUUCCAGUCUCCAACCACUGCUGACAAGCACGUCGUCACGGUGACUCCCUCUAAGAACGAAGGAAGUGGCUCUCAUACUCCAGCAAUCAUCUAUCAACCACCUUUGGAUAAGGUAACAGAGGAACCUCCACACAAGCAAGGCAAAUCAAGUAUGGCUGCAGCAAGAGAAGAAUUUUUUAAAGAUGUUUACAUAAGUGGCAAUGACAAGGAGAGCAAUGAUCUGGCAAAACCUACUGAAACAUCACAAGAGACUCCAUCCAGUUGCCGGAUGUCGGAGCAGGAAAUUCAGAGGGAAUUGAAAAGUAUUGAGAAGGAGCUGGAUGCUUUAGAACAGAAGGGGGUGGAGCUAGAGCCUCAGCUCCGGACCUGUGAAGGAGAUGACCAAGAAGAUGACCUGAUGGUGGAGUGGUUCAAACUGAUCCACGAGAAGCAGUUGCUGAUGAGGAGGGAGUCUGAACUUGUUUACAUAUCAAAGCAACAGAUUCUUGAGGAUCGCCAGCGUCUGAUUGACCAGGAACUGCGAACGUUAAUGAGUAAAGAAGAGGACCAAAAAACUGACCAUGACCGGGCUCGUGAACAGGAGCUGAUGGAGGAGCUGGUGAAAACAGUGGAGGACAGGAACAACAUCAUCGACAGACUGGAUGAGGAUCGAGUGAGAGAAAUGGAAGAGGAUCUCAUGAUGGAAGCUAUGAUCAACAAAAUUGACAUCAACAAGGACAUGGAACCUGAUCCGAAGAAGAAAAACAAGUUCAGUCCCUUUAAGUUCAUGAGGCGAUUCGGUGGCAAGUCAAAGGGAAAGGAGUAGUGUGUUGACCCAGAACAAUAUCCUGAGAAACCUGCUUUGUACUCAUGUUCCAGUCUCAGUACCAACCUCCUGCUGACCAAGUCUGAGAGUCAAACACAGUACAGAAACAGGUCUUUUGACCUACCAAGUACCUGAUAACCAUCAGUCACCCGUUUGCACGUCCUAUUUUGUUCUCCCCACAUUCCCAUCAACUUGACCUUAGAUUCUACCAUUCACCUACACACCAGACGGCCAGUUAACCUACCAAUCCACCCUAUAUGGAGGGAAACUGGAGAACCUGGAGGAAACCCCUGUGGUCAGAGGGAGAACUUGCAAACUCCACAAUGGCAGUACAGUAGUCAGGAUUAAAACCAAACCAUUGGAACAUUGUUGGGUGAAAUCACAAAGGAGCUUAUCACACAAGUGGCUAAUGUGGUGUAACUGGACCGCUACACCAUCUGAUUGUCUCUCUUUGAGACCAUAUCUCAACAUCAUUUUAUUACCCAUGUGGACUCUAUGUGCUGUUACGGAUUCUCAAGGAUAUUGAGAUUGUAAGAUGGAAUAACUCUGCUGCUCAGGAAGUUAAUAGUCCUUCUGUCAUUGGAGGGUACUUCCAUUAUUUUCCUACCAUUUGUUUACCUGGUGUUUUUUAGCUGUAUUCUCAACAGAUCUGCUACAGAGAAUCAGAAUGCUUGGCUAAAGGAAACUCUGGUGUUGUUGAUCUUUCUCCCCAACCCUUAGGAUAUGGCCAGCACUUGUGUCUCUAAUUGGCUGCCAGUGACUAGUGGUGCCCCGCAGGGAGUUAAGAGGGAUAAUAAAUCAUCCAUGAUGAAAUGGCGGAGCAGACUUGAUGGGCCAAAUGCUCUUAUGGUCUCCCCGAGAUAACAUUGACCAUUGUGGCAUUUAAAGCAUUUAUCCUGACCUUGGCAUUGAGUGUAGUGUUGCAAGAGCCAUUCACCGCCAUGGAACUGGGCUUGGGAGUGCUGAGGUUGUAGGUCUUGCUUUCAAAUGUUGAUUAGUCCCUUUGAUUCUGAUUCGAUUAAAGAGGAGGACCUGGUGGCUAUGUGAACUGUUGUGUAUUGAGGCAAAGAGCGUGUGAAAGCUCAAGUGUUGCUUUGUGAUAAUAGGUCUUCAACUCUUCAAACUUUAAUACAAGUAGUGUUGAUGUUUGAUUCUGAGCUUUGCCAGAUUUCCUUUGAGCUACUUUGAGGAUUAUCUUAUCCCUAGGUACCAAUAUAGGAAGCAGGAGAGGACCUUUGAUCCAUUUGAGGUUGAUUUGGUUGGAAUGAGUCGUUGGGUAAAUUGGCUGCUUUGUAUAAAGAUAAUGUUAGUGAUUCUUUUCAGUUUCCUUUGCUUUUGGAAUCUUGUAUGAUUUCCUGUAUCUCUUGAUAUUGUACCACUUGGCAAUGUUGGCUAUAAUUAAGGAAGACUUGAUUCCAAGAUAUUCUAAAAUGUGUGGUACUUAGUGAAACUUACUGAUGUUUAAUCAAAGUGGUAGUUUGGGAAGUGCAACAGCAAGUCAUGCACAGCAAGAUUCCAUAAUGUUUUGUAGGAGUGAGCAGAUGAUCCUUUGGUGAUGUUGGUUGACUGAUAAAUAUUGGUCAGGACACCAAGGAGAAUUGUCCAGUUCUUUGAGACGUUGCUGCGGGAGUUUACAUAUUACCCUGAGAGGACAGAUGUGACUAACUUUGUUCCAAUUUCUCAUCUGCAAGUUGGAAACUGGCUCCAGGAGACUGUAUAGCAACAAAAACCAUGUGGUUGUGCUGGUGUUUUGCGGUAUUAAUAAAAACAGCAACAUCUUCACCAAAGGGAGAGGUUUUAGAUGGAAAACUAAAGAAAGAGAGAGAAGCAACACAGAAUGGUAGCUGUGUGGAACAAGCUUCCAGUAGAAGUGGUAGAGGCAGGUUCGAUUUUGUCAUUUAAAAAAAAAUGGAUAGGUAUAUGGAUAGGAAAGGAAUGGAGGGUUAUGGGCUGAGUGCAGGUAGGGACGAUGUGGGAGUAAGCAUUUGGCACGGACUAGAAGGGCCUAGAUGGCCUGUUUCCAUGCUGUAAUGGUUAUAUGUUAUCAAGUAGACAUUUCAGGCUGAGACCCUUCAGCAGGACUGGAGAAAAAAAAGAUGAAAGAGAGAGAAGAAAGGGUUUCAAGAAGUGAUCCGAAAGUUUUGGGGCCAGAUAGUUGAAGCCGCAACUGCUAUUGGUUGGGUGAAGGAUAUCAAGGGGUGAGCACACAGACUGAGGGAAGAUCAGCAAUAUUACAGAAAGUUGCAAAGGUGCAGAAGAUUUUAGAAGUCUUGCAUUUGAGGGAUUUAAGUAUGCUGUAUUUUUGAGAUGCCCUGGGUGGCACAUAUUGAUAGGAAAUCAGGAUAUUGGAGAUAAAUGUUAAUUGGAUGCAGCAAGCUCCUUGGAUGUUUGUGACAAUGGAAGUGGUGUGGCAGUGUGAGAGUCACGGCAUAGGAGAAGAGCCUAAUGGCAUUAAAUACCUUUGCAGGCUGGGGUUUGUCAUCGAGAUCUCUUGGUUCUCACCUCUGAGGGACUAAUAUGGUUAUAGUGUGGAGGUGUCAGUAUUGUUACUCUAAAUACAAUGGAUUAAUUACUGAGGAAAAAGAUACUCUUUUAUGAAUGUGCAUUACUGCAGAUAAAUCUGAUUUUAAAAUGCGAGAUAAUUUUUUAAAGUUUUUGAUAAAUAAAUAUUUUUGACAUUUUUAAAUGAUUUGCUUUUAACAAUUGACUGCAGUGCCUUAUAUUUACUUGUUGAUCCAAUGUACAUAUACAGUGUCUAUAAAAAGUAUUCACCCCCCCCUUGGAAGUUUUCAUGUUUUAUUGUUCUACAACAUUGAAUCACAAUGGAUUUAAUAUGGCUUUUUUGAAAGUGGUCAACAGAAAAAGACUUUUUUGUGUCAAAGUGAAACUACAAAGUGUUUACCCAAAACUACAAAUUGAUUUAAAUUAAUUACAAUGUUAAAACACAAAAUAAUUGAUUGGGUAAGUAUUCAACCCCUCCCUUUAAUAUGAUACACCAAAUCAUCACAGGUGCAGCCAAUUGGUUUUAGAAGUCACGUAAUUAAUUAAAUAGAGAUCACUAGUGUACAGUCAAUGUGUUUCAAAUGAUUGUAGUAAAAUUACACCUGUAUCUAGAAGGUCCAACUUCUGGUGAUCCAGUAUUCUGGCAAAAAAUACACCAUGAAAACAAAAGAACACUGCAAGCAACUUUGCGAAAAGCUUAUUGAAAAGAACAAGUCAGGAGAUGGAUAUAAGAAUUUUUUUUAAGUCACUGAAUAUCCCUUGGAGUACAGUUAAGUCAAUCAUCAAGAAAGGGAAUAUGACACGGCUGUAAAUAUGCCUAGAGCAGGCUGUCCUCAAAAACUGAGUGAUUGUGCCAAAAAGGGGGACGUGAGAGAAGCCAGCAACAGACCAAUGACAACUCUGGAGGAGUUACAAGCUUCAGUGGCUGAGAUGGGAGAGACUGCACAAACAACUGUUGCCUGGGUGCUUCACUAGCCACAGCUUUAUGGGAGAGUGGCAAAGAGAAAGCCACUGUUGAAAAAAAAUCACAUGAAAUCUCAGCCAGAAGAUAUGUGGGAGUCUCUGAAGUUAGCCGGAAGAAGGUUCUCUGGUCUCAUGAAACCUUAAUUGAACUUUUUGCCCAUCGUCAAAAACACACCAUCCCUACUAUGAAGCUUUGUGAUGGCUGCAUCACGCUGUGGGGAUGCUUCACCUUAGCAGGCCCUGGAAGGCUUGUGAAGGUAGAGGGUAAAAUGAAUGCAGCAAAAUACAGGGAAAUCCUGGAGGAAAACCUGAUGCAGUCUGCAAGAGAACUACGAUUAGGGAGAAGAUUUGUUCUCCAGGAAGACAAUGACCCCAAGCAUAAAGCCAAAGCUACACAAAGCUACAAUGGCUUAAAAACAAAAAGUUGAUGUCCUGGAGUGGCCAAGUGUGUCCAGACCUUGAUCCAAUUGAGAAUUUAUUGCUGGACUUGAGAAGGGCUGUUCACUCGUAAUCCCAAUGCAAUCUGACAGAGUUUGAGCAGUUUUGUAAAGAAGAAUGGGGGAGAAUUAUAGUAUCCAGGUGUGCAAAGGUAAUAAAGACCUAUCCACACAAACUCGGCUGUAAUUGCUGCAAAAGGUGCAUCUACUAAAUACUGACUUGAAGGGGGUGAGGAAUUAUCAAUCAAUUAUUUUGUGUUUAAUAAUUGUAAUAAAUUGAGACUAAUUUGUAGAAAUUUAUUUUCACUGUGACAGAAGAGUCUUCUCUGUUGACAAGUGUCAAAGAAGGUCAAAUCAAAUUUACUGUGAUUCAAUGUUGUAAAACAACAAAACAUGAAACCUUCCAAGGGGGUGAAUACUUUUUAUAGGCACUGUAACCAGCACUGCUCAGGGAAUUGCUCUGUGACCACUAAUCAGCAGGAGCUCCCACAUUACUCUGAAGUAAAUCUUUUUCACAUUUGUAUCAAUCAAGUCCAGCCUGCAGUUUGAGAACUAACCUAAAUUCUAGGCUGGACCUUUAAGCUUAAAAUUACGCAAUGGAUCUGAAGAGCCCUGUUAUAUGUUCACAAGGUAAUCCUUCCCUUCCUGGCUUCGCUGAACUAAGGCUAUCAAGAACUUUGAUUUACUUUCCUCUUAGCAAGACUCAGAGCUGAACAAACAGAACAUGAUGGGAAUUUCAUGAAUCAGUCUUCUGUCUUACUACAUUGAAACAAAAUUUGGAGGACCCUCUUGCAUGAAAGUCAUGUAUGAUUGGUGAAAUACUGUUAAAACUUAUGUAGAAUUACCUUGGAGGAAACUAAACCAAAUUUGUAAGAAAUGAAAUGGUGUGUUUUUAAUGUGGAGAGUCCACCGAAUGAAGUCCUGAAGUAAGCAAAAAAUUAUUGCCUAGGAAAUAGAGGGAGAAUAUCCACACUAUGUAAUGCUUGUAGCUACAUGGUCUGGGAGUGGACGCUUGGUGUUACUGGCUUGGUUCAGAUAUAUUCCUGCUGGUUUUAAUUCAAUGCCCUCUCACGAUUCCAAUUUUCACUAUAAGUGAUAAAUUAAGGUGUUCAAAGAAACUGACAAACACACUUAUUUUAAUUCUCCAGGGGAUUAAUCCUAAUUCCUGGAGACUCCUGGAUCAAUGAUGAAUUUAUUGAUGGUUAUAGAUUGGUCCUACUUGCCUGCAGAUGUUUCCACUGCUCUGUCUCUUUCCUGUGGUGAUGUAAACCCAAGUUGUGGUCAAAGAUUUUCCAGCUACAGGAUUUUAACACAAAGGACUCAAUGAAUUCCCUUCUUGAACUCUUUAAGCUGAAAGAACUUAUAUUUUUGGUGAAAACAGUACACUUUUCUCUU